GCUCAUAGGGGGAGAGAGAGAGACAGAGAGACAGCAGAGGGCUGAAGUCAUCAGCCGGCCGGCAGGAGGGGAGUAAAUGGGUCCUGCACGCGAAGCAGAAAAGCGCUGAAACUGCGGAGAUUUACUUGGGUUCAGUUGGCUGCAGCCGUCGACAGCGAGCUAGAGGAGGAGUGUGUUUGACAGCCAAAAGAACUACAAAACCUUCAUUUGACACAUUUAUUUUGUCUUUGCUAGUGUUGGUCCCGUGGUGGCUUUUCACUUUGUUUGUGCUUUAGAUGAUGCUGAGAUGAAGCCGAGACCCUCGGUGCGCCUGGCACAUUAGGGUAUCCACACACACCAGGACGCACGGCGCAUCUCCACUGAGAGAGACGGGGAGAGGGGGGGGAAGGUCCAUUUGGAGUUCUGUACAUGGAUAUGAUAACGCAAACUCUUUGAGAGUCAUGUUUACUCAUAAAUAAUAAUUAUAUCCAUCUUUCUGACCUGCACUAAUGAUUGGUUUUGCUGUCCUACGGCGCACACCGUUUUUUGGAAGGCAUGGUCUUUAUCACAGCACGGAUAACGGAUCCCUGACUCCGUCUGGCUUUCUUGGCACAUAUGAAGAUCCUAUCCAGGAUGUUACAGUCUAAGCGGCCCAGGCAUCAUUGGGCCACCGUACACUACCAUCACCACAUAUCACCACAUAGCUGGGGGUCCUGCCGUAUCUAGGAAUAAUCUACCCUCCUCACUCUGCCUCCGUCUGGGGGAAGAACACGGAAUCUUAUCCAAAAAGUGAUUUGGUAAACAUUGACAUUGGCUUUAAGAGUCUCAUCUCUGGGCUACUAUGCAAUUACAACUGAUCUCCUUUGCUUUGAUCAUCUUGCACUGCAUGGAUUACACUGGUUGUCAGCAGCACAGCAGCUCCAGGCACCGGCAAAAUAAACAGAUCUCUGGUGUGAGCUCAGGGUGCCAGCAGGGUGGCUGUCUGACCUGCUCUGACUACAAUGGCUGCCUGUCCUGCAAGCCGCGCUUCUUCAUGCAUUUGGAGAGGAUUGGGAUGAAGCAGAUCGGGGUGUGCAUGACUUCCUGUCCUCCAGGCUUUUACGGCACACGCUCCCCAGAAAGAAACACCUGCACAAAGUGCAGGUCGGAGUGCGACUCCUGCUUCUACAAGAACUUCUGCACACACUGCCGGGCAGGAUUCUACCUUCACCUGGGCAAGUGCCAGGAGAACUGCCCCGAGGGGCUGGUCCGCAGUGACACACAGAGGGAGUGUGUUCCCAGGUGCCCUGCAGAGUGUGAGGUGUGUGUGAACAGUGAGACAUGCACAAAGUGCAGGCCAGGCCUGUACCAGCUCAGCGGGAGGUGCCACCAUGUCUGUCCAGAGGACUACGAGCCUAAUGGCAUACUCAUGGAGUGCACACCACAAGUGCACUGCGAGGUGGGCGAGUGGAGCGAGUGGAGCCCCUGCUCUCGGUCCGGUAAAACCUGUGGGUUCAAGCGAGGACAGGAGACCCGCACACGGCAGCUCCUCCAGUCUCCAUCCCCCUUUGGCAAUCCCUGCCCUGGGAUGUCAGAAACCAAAGAGUGCCUGGUCAAGAGGAGGAAAUGUCCAGGACGGAGGAAGAAUGAGCGAAGAGAACAGAGGAAUCGCAACAACCGAAAAGAUAAGGAGAACCAGGAGGGGCGACGGGAGAGGAAGAGAGAAAGGGAGCGAGAGAGGGACACAGGUGAACGUGAGGACUCUGAUAACAGGAACAAAACGGAGCACAGGCAUCGCAGAGGCCACGACACAGACCCAGUGUCCCCUGAGGACGGCCUUGUACAGUAGUGCUCUGGACAGACAAAGUCUAGCGCCUCCCCACCCUCCUCCUGUUAUCCUCCCAUUCUUCCUUCUCCACAACUCGCCCAUCCUCACCCACUGUUCACCCCCUCGACCCCUCUCUGCAGGGGUGUUGCUGCUACCUGUAUGAUUUGAAUAUAAUGUUUAUGCACCAGCGAUUUGGGGCACAUUCAGCCACAAGGCUUGGACUUUCAAAAGUCUUUUUUUUCCUAACCUGUAGCCUUCACUUCCACCACUGAGAGAGUGUCUCUGUUGAAAUGUGCAGGAGACACUGCUGAGACUGCUAUCGGGACUGAAGAACAAAGCGAGAAAUUCAAAUGUCUGUGACUGUGUGGCGGACUGGCGGGCUGGCAGACAGACGGACAGAGAGACAAAGACGCUAUACUAUGUGCUUGUUGAUAUGGUUAUUUAAUGGGGCCCUGGUACAUUGCGCGUCUUGGUUUUUGAAUGUAGAUUUUGCAACAUUAUGUAGAACAAUUGUUUAUUGUUGUCGUUCCUGUAUAGAUCCUGUAUAGAUCUCUUUACUUUAUUUUAUUUGGUGCAGAAUUUGUAAAGAAAAAAUAAAAGUGAGUUUGCUAAUUGCCAUCUCGUGACAUUUUUAUAAUCGCUACCAGUGACAGAUGUAGGAGAACCUGCAUGCUGUGAAUCAAAGGAUUAUGGUCAAAAACUGAAAUAUCAUUAACAUGUGUUCUGUACUUCUUGGACAAAAGCUAGUUUGAUCCAGAUAAGUGAUGAAUCUAAUCUACCAUUGGUUUUUCUUUUUGUGUAAAUGGAAUCUGUGCUCCCAGUAAAGCUCCUUGACUAGGAACCAAAAGCACCUGUAUGUCAAAUAAAACUAUAAUGGGUUUGUA
Molecule: messenger RNA, 2670 nt
Organism: Etheostoma spectabile (orangethroat darter)
Lineage: Eukaryota; Metazoa; Chordata; Actinopteri; Perciformes; Percidae
Gene: rspo3
Product: R-spondin 3
Exons: 6
Coding region: 821-1807 (328 amino acids)
Source: RefSeq, a predicted model, not a curated record